AUGGCCCCAGGAAGGAAAGGAGGCACAGGAAAAAUCACAAGGGUCCGUGGACCCGGACUGGGGUGGCCCCGUGGCAUGUGGAGGGGCAUGGGUCCGGGAAAAAUCCCGGAGUGGAUGGACAGGCCCAGGCAUGGAGGUCCCAGGUCCGGAUCAAGGAGUCCACAGGGUCCAGUGAGCCCGGGCACAGGGUCCAGUGGACAGGACCCGUGGAGGAAGGAGUGGCCCGGAAGGAAUGGCCCCAGGAGGAAGGAAAGGAGUGGCCCCAGGAGGCCCCAGGACAGGGUCCAGGAGUGGCCCGGAGUCCAGGAAUCCAGGAGGAAGGAAUCCCAGUGGAAUCCCCACAGGAGCAUGGAGGCAUGGUCUGUGGCAUGGAGGAAGGAUCCAGGAGUGGCCCCAGGAGUGGCCCGUGGCCAGGGUCCCAGAGUGGCACAGGGUCUGUGGAGGGAGCCCCAGGACCCCACAGCCCGGAGGAGUGGCCCAGGCCCAGUGGGCAUGGCCCCAGGAGGACGCGGAGGGUCCAGGAGGCCCUGUGAGCCCAGACUGGGGUGGAGGAAAGGAGUGGCCCAGGAUCCAGGAGGAGGGUCUUGUGAGUGGGGUCUGGGGAAGGAGGGAGGGGUCUGUGGAAGGAGUCUGGGGAGUGGGGUCUGGGGGGGAGAAGGAAAGCCCCGGGAGUGGCGGAGAUCUGUGGGAUGUGGCUGUGGGGAGGGGACUGUGGGAUCUGUGGAUGUGGCUGGGGAGAUCUGUGGGAUGUGGCUGUGGGGGACUGUGGGAUGUGGCUGA
Haliotis rubra (blacklip abalone) is the source of this 780-nucleotide messenger RNA. RefSeq names its product translation initiation factor IF-2-like. Bases 1 to 780 code for a protein of 259 amino acids. The transcript has a single exon. The record is from RefSeq and is a predicted model, not a curated record. NCBI's taxonomy places the organism in Eukaryota, Metazoa, Mollusca, Gastropoda, Lepetellida, Haliotidae.